UAUCAGGAGGCAAACGCACAGAGAUAAUAGGUGAGGUUAGGGAUCGUUUGCGCCCUGGUGACUGUUCUUUUUGCAGAUCUGACAUAGUAUCCAAUCUAGGUUCAAAGUCCUCCCCCUGCUGACUCUAUCGGCUACAGUCCAGCUUCAUGUUAGACGCGGAGCGCUGCUCCUCAAAAUGCUUUCUUUGUAGGAAAGAGUUAGAAAAAAGUUGUUGCGCGCUUCAUUCGUCUCUUCCCUUCAGCGGCGUCGCUAAUCUGAAUCCUCCAUCCGCUGAGACGCAUGAGUGGAGUCUCUGUGAGUAGGCGUUUUCUCCCCGGGGAGGGAAAAAGUGGUUUGUUUUCUCUCCGCUCACUCUGCUCUAACUCCAAGGACGAGAGGCGAAGAUGGCCUUUCUGCGCUGCAGCGCGUCCGAGCGAGAAGAAACGGAGAGGUCUGCGAUGCUGAGCGACAGGGAGAACAUCGACGCUUACGCGUGUCCGACCCUGGAGCUCAGCCGAGCCGUGUCCGUGUCUCUGGGCUUAGACCCGCUGUCCUCUCCGCUCGGCGGGAUCAACCUCUGCCCCGGCAGCGCCUUCGCAGACCCCGCAGGAAACGGCUCCUCCGAAGGCGCGGAGGGGGGCAGGCUGAUCCGGGACGGCGGCAGCCUGGGAGUGGAUGAGUUUGGGGAGGUUUGCCACGGUUUGCGGCAGGUGAGCUGCGCGGACCAGUUCGGGGACAUGGAGAGCGCGCAGUCCGUGACGCGCGGAUCGGUGAUCUCCAGAUUUGUUUGCAAAGAUUCCAACAUGAUGAUGAGCUCCAUGUCGGAGGUUCCCACCAAUCCUCAAGUGGCUCAAGCCGGACCUUUAAAGCCAUACUCUGCCUACCCUGCCGAUGCGGACCUGUACAGGGAGACCCAGGGGGGCUGGUGCGCAACGGAGCGCGCGUACGGCGAGCAGCCCCAGCCUCACCGGGGCGCUUACGACGGACCUGCUUUUCUGUGCAAAUACUGCGGUCAGACCUCUUUCGGACCCCGGCAGGAGUGCAGCUGUGUGUGGUACAGGAGGGUGGAUCGGGCCAGUAAAGCUGCUGCGCAAGUUUCUGCGGCUCAGGCGUUCGGCCAAGUGGAAAGUUACCCAGAAGUGAUUCCUCAAGGGCAAAACACUUUUACCACUAUCAAGGCUGAGCCUUCCGUUUGGCUGCACUGCACCGACCGCGGGUUCAGGCACGAGGAUUUUUUCCCAGGCGUGUUCCUGUCAGACAGGAGAGUGUGUCAGGUGUGCGGCGACGACGCCUCGGGUUGUCACUACGGAGCGGUCACCUGUGGCAGCUGUAAAGUGUUCUUCAAGAGGGCCGCGGCAGGAAAGCAGAACCACCUGUGUGCCAGCAGGAACGACUGCACCAUCGAUAAACUGAGGAGGAAAAACUGCGCCUCGUGCCGACUUAAACGCUGCUUCAUGUCCGGAAUGAGCUUGAAAGGCCGUCGGCUGAAGGGAGCCGGACAGACGAGAGGCGGAGAAGAGGAGCAUCAGCCUCCUGCCUGGGGGCAUGGAGAAAGGGAAGGGAAGCACAAUUUUGUCUUGGAGCCUGGGAGUGCUGCUGCCAGGGCUCAAGGGCCUCAGCUUUUAGGAAUCCCUCCAACUAUGCGCUCCUGCUUCUCUCUCCUCACCAUCCUACAGUCCAUCGAACCCACCGUAGUCAACGCGGGACACGACCCCGCCCAGCCAGACAGCUCCGCCUCCUUGCUCACCAGCCUCAACGAGCUUGGGGAAAGGCAGUUAGUGACUGUUGUACGCUGGGCCAAGGCAAUACCAGGUUUCCGUGACCUGCAUGUGGACGACCAGAUGUCGGUGAUUCAGUUGUCGUGGAUGGGGGUGAUGGUGUUUGCUUUGGGCUGGAGGUCCUACCAGCUCACCAACUGCUCCAUGCUCUACUUCGCCCCUGACCUGGUCUUCAAUGAUCAGCGUAUGCAAGUGUCCAGCAUGUACGAACACUGUGUGAGGAUGAAGCUACUCGCCCAGAAGUUCUGCAAGCUGGAGGUUACUGAGGAGGAGUUCCUCUGCAUGAAAGCCCUGGUCCUCUUCAGCAUCCUGCCAGUGGAGGGCCUGAGGAGCCAGCGCUGUUUUGACGAACUGCGGACCUCCUACAUCAAGGAGCUGGACCGCUUGGCGAGCCACCACGGCGAGACCACCCGGACGCAGAGGCUGUUUCAGCUCACGCAGCUGCUGGACUACCUCCAGUCGGUUGUGAGAAAGCUGCAUCAGUUCACCUAUGACCUCUUCAUCCAAGCCAAGUCUCUGCAUAUGCAGGUCAACUUCCCAGAAAUGAUUUCCGAAAUCGUCAGCGUUCACGUGCCCAAGAUCCUCUCAGGCAUGGUCAAGCCCAUCCUUUUCCACAACGCCACCUAAAGGUUCCGGUUUCCGUGGAGUGAAUCUGGACCACCUUUGGUGGCGCUGGAUACGGACCCUGACGCAUGCAGGGAAUGGAGCAUUCUUCCAGCAUUUUGUAAUCCAGUAACGUCCGCUCUGCUCCUUUCUUUCUGCCCGCUCACUGCAUCACACACAUCACAUGUUUGGUUUUUUUUUAGGGGGGGGGCUGAUCACAACACUUGCAUGCAUUCCUGCACUAAAGCCAACCAAGCUGAGCAUGUAAAACUUCUCCAGCUGAAAGAGGAAGCCAGCGCCGUAGUGAGAAAGCAUGUUUGUAGAGUUCUCAUCCCCAACAAGCUUUUUGUUUCUGUGUGCUACAGUACGACAUUUGAACUAGCUUCUCUCCACAAUGAAUCUUAUUGUGUUCACCUGAGAGGAGUAGAAAAAAACCUGCUUGAUUGACAGUUAAUAAUAAGGCAGUUGUGCCUUGCAUGCUAAGAGGAAGAGCUAUCUCACCCCAAGGCUUUUAAAAACAUUUUUUCAAAGCUGUCCUCAUGUCUUAAAAAAAGACACACAAAAAAAUAGUUUGAUGUUUUGUUCAGUCUGUUGAAAUAAACACCUUUAAAGUGCAAGUGACUGCAGCAAAGCUGAAAUCAAGUGUAUAUUUAUGAAAAAUAAAAGAUGCUCGAGAUGCAAGAAGAAAAGGAUCGGACAUGAAAAGUCGCCUCGACGCGUUUGUCGCUCGACUUUCUAAAGAAAUCCGCUUUUUUUCUGGGUGCCAAACACUGUUUCCGUCAAACUUUUCAUACUGCUGUGGAACUUUUCUACCAUUUCUUAAAAGUCUUCUUUGCAAACGCUUUCUGGUGUGUCGUCGUGUGUUUAUUGUAGCUUCAAUGAUAAUAAAUGUCCAGCAAAGACUCA
Messenger RNA from Cyprinodon tularosa, 3266 nucleotides. Its product is annotated as androgen receptor-like. The coding region runs from base 384 to 2384 and encodes 666 amino acids. The record is from RefSeq and is a predicted model, not a curated record. Gene Ontology annotation, molecular function: sequence-specific DNA binding; zinc ion binding; DNA-binding transcription factor activity. Gene Ontology annotation, biological process: regulation of DNA-templated transcription; male gonad development. NCBI's taxonomy places the organism in Eukaryota, Metazoa, Chordata, Actinopteri, Cyprinodontiformes, Cyprinodontidae. The transcript has 9 exons.